Molecule: messenger RNA, 3081 nt
Organism: Pleurotus ostreatus (oyster mushroom)
Lineage: Eukaryota; Fungi; Basidiomycota; Agaricomycetes; Agaricales; Pleurotaceae
Gene: PRP24
Product: Splicing factor
Exons: 22
Coding region: 1-3081 (1026 amino acids)
Biological process (GO): RNA processing
Molecular function (GO): RNA binding; protein binding
Source: RefSeq, a predicted model, not a curated record
AUGGACGAGGCACAAUCCCUUGACGAGCUCGCCCGUCUCCUUGAAAAGAUUUCUCAUUCACCCUACAAUGUAUCCUUACACUCUCAAUAUAUCCGGCUCGCGGAUACAACGGAAGGCAUGGAAACUGAGGCAUUGUCCGCUCGAGAGAUGAUGUCCAACUUCCUGCUUUGUUGUGAACGGGUCUGGAUCCCUGUCGUGGAAUCAAAACGCGCCACUGCAGACCUGAAUACAGCAGAGGGAAUAUUCCAGGUACUCGACUUAUACGUUCGUGCCGAAAUGGACUACCUUUCUAUACCUUUACUACUACAACACCUCGAAUUUAUUGUCGAAAAACACGCCCAAUUUAGUUUCGGUGCAGCUGAACGACCUGAGGGGCUUGGAGAGAUUCUUUCAACGGACUGGACGCGUGAGGAGAUAUCCAACAUUGUGGGCAAGGGAAUAGAACACCUCACCCAGAGUCAUCUACUGUGGGAUAUCCAGCGAGACUGGGAAAUGUCGCAGCUGGAAGCUUCGGUUACCGAGGACCGGGCUCCGUUAGUUGAGCGUGUUCAGCUCCUGCAUUUGACUCGCCUACGUCAACCACAUUCAACACUUGAGGAUACUGCUCAGUCGUAUUCGACGUUUACUACAAACUAUAAGCCACCAGCAGAAUACGAGUCUUUGCUUGUAUCGGCUUCGAAGAUACGUUCGCAGGGCACCAAAGCCUACGAGCGUCGCGAAAGCUUCGAGACAAAUCUCGUUCAGAGCAACAACUCUCUUGACACCUUCGCGCGAUACAUCGCUGCAGAACGACGCGCAAGAUAUCCCGAUUUAUUUGUCCUAAAAGGAGUCUAUGAACGUGCUAUAGCACAAGCAGCUAAGCAGCAGUUCGAAGGUGAUGCAGGUGCCGAAGCGGCAUUGCGCGCAUUCUGGAUAGGCUACUGCGAUACACUGCGCCUCCACGAAGCCGCUGACGAAGAAAUGGAGCUUCAAGUCUUCAAACGAGCUACUAAGAGUGUUCCUGGUUCUGGGGAGGUCUGGGCAAGAUAUAUUCGCUAUCUGGAACGUGUCGUGAACUCUCAGGACGUUCCAGCCGAUCACGUGUACGACAAAGCCAUGUCAACGAAUUUGAUUCAGCUCGAUCCAGAGCAGAUUGUCCCUUUGACAUUGGCUUGGGCAGGUCAUGAACGACGGCGAAUCGAGGCUGGCGCCGCAGAUGAAGAAGCUUUUGCCACUCUUAUUAAUGUCCUUCAGCAAGGCAUCAGCCUCGUUCGAAAAGCAUCGCUUUCCGGAGACCCGAGGUUUCGUUUGGAAAAGAACUUGGCAGACAUCUACCUGCGGCUCGCCGACCUCCCGGACCAGGGUGCAGAAGUAUGGCAUCAAACAGCUAGGCAUCUCAAGUCUAGCUAUCUUGCAUGGACAUCGUACAUUGAUAUUCUAAUCAAACAGGACAAACACGACACGGCAAGAGCGGUAUAUAAGGAUAUACACACGAAGAAUCUCGAUUGGCCAGAGGUUAUUUGGGAUGCUUGGCUAACCUUCGAACAUCUAUAUGGUACUGUUCAAGAUAUUGAAUAUUGCUUGGAUCGGAUUGAGAAGGCACAAUACCAGGUCAAUAUGCGUCGUGCUAAGGAAGCCGAAAAGGCAUCAUAUCAGGCGGCGCAGAUGGUGAUCGAACCAGCAGCCAAUGCCCCCGUUGCUGAGACCAUCCAGACCGAGUCUGGUGCCAGCGGCCAGCAACAGACCGUCGCAAUGGAUGUGGAUGUCUCUCUCCCAGAGUUAGAUUCGAGCAAGAAACGGAAAGCCGAAAACGAGCCGACGCCUCCGGCGGAAUCACACAAGAAAGCCAAAACUACAGCACCACCGCCACCAUUAAAGAGGGACCGGGAGAACUGUACAGUCUUCGUGUCUGAUCUUCCUGACGGUGUGACGGAGGAGAAUCUCACUACUUUGUUCAAAGAUUGCGGGAAAAUCCGAGAGGUCAAGAUAACGAAACUGCCAAGCGCCCUAGUAGCUACUGUAGAAUUCAAUGAACGGGACAGUGUCCCCGCUGCCCUGACGAAGGACAAGAAGCGCGUGCUUGAGCAGGAAAUUUCCGUUCACCUUGCAUGGAAGUCAACACUGUAUGUCACCAACUUCCCAGAAAAGUCGGACGAUGCGUCUAUCAGGGAGCUAUUUGGAAAGUACGGAACUCUCUUCGAUGUCCGUUGGCCCAGUAAGAAAUUUAAGAACACUCGUCGGUUUUGUUAUGUUCAGUAUACAUCACCAGGGGCUGCCCAAGAGGCUCUCCUCCUGCACGGCCUCGAGUUAGAACCUGGGUUAGCACUGAACGUCUACACAUCCAAUCCUGAACGGAGGAAAGAAAGAACCGACCAGGAUGCGAACGAAAAGGAGGUUUAUGUGGCCGGGCUAAGCAAGUUCACCUCCAAAGACGAUUUAGUGAAGAUCUUCAAAACGUAUGGCCCAGUCAAGGAUGUUAGAAUGGCUACCUUCGACGAUGGACAUUGCAAGGGCUUUGCGUUUAUUGAGUUUGAGGACGAGGGCCAUGCGCAAGCAGCACUUGCCGCAAAUAACUACGAACUGAAGAAGCGGCGCAUUGCUGUGACGAUGGCCAACCAAAAAGUCCGCGCAAAAGAAAGGCGAUCUGGAUUGAGUAAACGUGCAGACGAACGUAACCGCUCUGUGCGUGUACGUGGUCUCCCACCCGCAACGCAGGAAGGGUUGCUACAUCAGACAUUCGAAAAGCUUGCUCCCAUCAAACGCGUGGAAGUAUUCCAAACAAAGGGAGAAGCUGUCGUUGAACUCCAAAACGCCGCGGACGUAGGUAAAUUACUGUUACGCACCGAAGCUGUUGAGUACGAGGGACACGUAUUGCAACUCUCCGAGGAGCUAUCGGAGCAAGCGGUAAGGUCUACUGCGCCUUUGGCUAGGGCAGGGGGUCUGUUUGUUCCUCGCUCAGCUGCAUCGCGGCGGCGAGCAGGUUUAGGACAUUCCCGUGGUACCAAGAAACCUCCAACCAAUAUUGGAGCUGUAGCCUCUGCCUCGAGCUCCCAGUCUUCGCAAGGAAAAGGGCAGGACGACUUCCGCAAGAUGCUCGGUUGA